Molecule: messenger RNA, 1270 nt
Organism: Neohortaea acidophila
Lineage: Eukaryota; Fungi; Ascomycota; Dothideomycetes; Mycosphaerellales; Teratosphaeriaceae
Product: mitochondrial carrier domain-containing protein
Exons: 1
Coding region: 176-1237 (353 amino acids)
Cellular component (GO): mitochondrial inner membrane
Molecular function (GO): S-adenosyl-L-methionine transmembrane transporter activity
Source: RefSeq, a predicted model, not a curated record
GCACGUCGGCAAUCCUGCCGCAAAUCGAGAUGUCUGACGCCGAGUUCCUUAUCUGAUCAUCAAUCUGAUAAUAAUUCGAUUAUCCCUUGACGUCAAGACAUGCUUCAACAUCGACCUCUUCGCAACGACGACAGACCUUCUCGUCUCCCAAAGCAUCUUGCACAGCUGUCGGUCAAUGUCCAGCAACACCAAUGCCGACAUCUGGAUAGCCGGAGCAUUCGCCGCAUUCACCGUCGAUCUCAUCGUCUUCCCUUUGGACACCAUCAAGACUCGCAUCCAGUCUCCCUCAUAUCAGAAACGUUACACGCAAGGGCCCAGCAAUGCUCCAAGCAGGGCUUUGUUCCGUGGCGUCUAUCAAGGUGUUGGAAGUGCCAUUGUAGCCACCCUACCCUCCUCUGGUGCCUUCUUCACCACCUACGAAGGAGUCAAAUCCAUUCUUUCCGAUAAUAAUCCGACCAUUGGCGGGAGCAAGCUGCUUCCUCAACCCCUGAUUCAUGCCGCAGCAUCCGGGACGGCCGAGCUGGUCUCUUGCGCCAUCUUGACCCCCGCAGAAGUCAUCAAGCAGAAUGCGCAGAUGGUCGAUCGAUCCGCUUCAGGCGGGGGCUUUGGGAGUGCGACAUGGCAGACCCUAGCUCGCUUUCGCUCCAAUCCUCUUGCACUUUGGAGAGGCUAUUCGGCGUUGGCGGGACGAAACUUGCCAUUCACGGCAUUGCAGUUUCCGAUGUUUGAAGGACUGAGAGAUAGGAUUCGACGGUAUCGGAAUGAACAGGGCAUCCGUACGCACACGCUGCUCGAGAGCGGGCUCAUCACGGCGGUGAGUGCGGGAAUUGGCGGCAGCAUAUCUGCCGUGGUCACGACGCCGGUCGACGUGGUCAAGACCAGAAUCAUGCUGUCCGCGGCUGAAAGCGCCGCAGAAGAUCAGACACCUGCGAAGAAAGCUGGCCAGGGCGGUAAGGGCGUUUUCGUGGAUGCCACUGGGAAGACUAUGCAAGAGGCAAAACAAGGGCUUGUCGAGGCUGUGAAGAAUGUGGCCAAGCCUCCGAGCAGCAAGGGAAGCUUGCAGAUUGCGCGGGAAGUGAUACAAGAGCACGGGGUGAAGGGUUUGUUUAGGGGCGGCUUAUUGCGCGGUGUGUGGACCAUGUUGGGGAGCGGACUGUACUUGGGGGUGUACGAGUCUGGACGCAUAUACCUCGCCAACCGACGUGGAGAGUCUUACGAUGGAGAGGAUUCUGGAUGAUCAUCCAGGGCUAGAUAUCUCAUUAAUCAGAGU